This is a messenger RNA of Adineta ricciae, 1635 nucleotides long. The record is from the annotation of a GenBank genome assembly. Lineage: Eukaryota; Metazoa; Rotifera; Eurotatoria; Adinetida; Adinetidae.
AUGGCCGAUAAUUUUGAUCCAUCGAAAAAUGACAUCGAUAAGCCAUCUCAGGGUUCGCAGCAGCAAAAGGAACUGCACAGAUCAAAUAGCAAUAGCCAGCGCAAUCGUCCUUCACAUCGUAGUUUAUGGAAACGUAUGAUAUCGAUUAAUUCAGGCGAACAAUCAAGUUUGUCUGACAGUCCACCAUUUUAUACUGAGCAGCCAAGAAACUCUUCCAAUCAAAACGCUCCGAAAUAUCCACCAUCAGCAUUCGGCUUUGUCGAUCAAGCGUCUAGAGGAUCAGCAUCUGGAACUAUUCAACCUGAAGUUCAUGUUAUCGAACAGAGACCAAGACCAUAUUGGGAAUCAGGAGAGAAUUCUUUUGAAGAUUGGAAUCAAGAGCAGCGCGAAGGUGUUGCGUACGCGACAGAUCAAGCACAUGCUUAUGCUCAGGAUCAAUAUUAUGCCAAUGAAAGCCGAUACGAACAGAAAGGAUUAUCAAAAAAAAUCGAUCGAUUUGUUCAACGCAUUCCUGCGUUAGGAGUAUUUUACAAACAACCACUAUCUCCGUCCAGUGGAGAAGACAUAUAUCAACAAUUCAAGUAUGAACAAACGGCAAGUUUGACGGAAGGUGGUCAUCAAUCAGCAGAAGAUAUCUCACCGGACGAUUCAUCUCUAAAUGAACGAUACUCAGAUGUAACACGACUAGAUUCGAUUAAUCUUCAACUUAAAGAUGAAACUCAGCCAGUCGACGUCUCUGUUCACCAUGGAACGAAUCGAAUCUAUCUGUGCGAUGUUGGUCGAAGUGUUGUAGAAAUCUACAAUAUGAACAAAACUUUUCAACGUGCCAUGAACAAUGCAACCAUGGUUAAGUUUCGACCUACAGCUAUUGCCGUCACUGCCGAUGGUACAGUAAUUGUGGCCAGUCAUUUUAGUCAUUGUCUUCAUAUGUAUUCACCCAAUGGUUCGCCAACAGAUUCCAACCCUCAAUCGUACAAACAAUUUAAAUUAGGCGCUGAAGGUACUCAGGCACAUCAGUUCUACCAACCAGCCGGUAUUGCUAUCGAUAGGAACGAUGGAUAUUUGUACGUCUGUGAUCGUGGUAAUCGGCGUAUACAAGUCUUCACACCUGAUGGCAUAUGUGAACGCAUUAUUGAAUUAUAUCUGAACACGAAAAAGAAGUGCCCAUUAGAUCCCAUUCGAAUCGCUACGCAAAACCAAUCUGAUCAACUUGUUUGUAUUGUCGGUUCUGGUGAUGCUGUAUGUUUCAUUCCAAAGCACUCGAAUGGACGGAUUUAUGUCGAUCCAUAUUUCAUUUUGGAUCGAAAUGGACUAGGCUUAGACAAUGCUGCUGGUCUAGCUGUUGACGGUCAAGAUCGUAUCUUUAUAUCUGAUACAAACCAUCAUCGUAUUGUUAUUUGUACGUCCGACGGUCAUUUUAUCACAAGUGUGGGUACCGAAGGUAGUGAAUUAGGUCGACUGAAACGUCCGUGUGGUUUAGAUGUGACCGAUGAUGGAACUAUCAUCGUUACUGACGCUGGGAAUAAACGUCUACAACUGUUUGGUCUCGUACGCGCAGAAUCGUCUAAUGAAAAAGCUUACGAUAGUAACAGCGCGGUGAUUAGUGCAGAUGAUUCUGCAAUAAUAUCACUUUAA